Molecule: messenger RNA, 3804 nt
Organism: Acipenser ruthenus (sterlet)
Lineage: Eukaryota; Metazoa; Chordata; Actinopteri; Acipenseriformes; Acipenseridae
Product: E3 ubiquitin-protein ligase TRIM69-like
Exons: 6
Coding region: 458-1366 (302 amino acids)
Molecular function (GO): protein binding
Source: RefSeq, a predicted model, not a curated record
UGAAACUAACCGAACACCUGCCGUGCGAGCUCCAAGGCCCUACGGCACCCCCGCAGGAGUGUGGAUUUCAGAGCCCCAGCUUUCAAACGGGGAGCUUUGUUGCCGCAAACACGGCGAACAGUUGAAGCUGUUUUGUGAAACUGACAGAAAGCUGGUGUGCCUGAUUUGCCGAGACGAGAGGCAGCACAAAAGCCACACUUUCAAACCAGUAAAUGAGGCCGCACAAAGUUGUAAGGAGGAGUUAAACAGAGCCUUGCAGUUUCUUCUGGGUGAUAACGAUGCAGUGCAGAGUGUGGAAAAGGAUCAGCAAACUGAACUCUCAAGGAUCCAGGACAGGUCUGGCUGGCUGCUGGCAGAUAUCACGACCCAGUUUGCUGAGCUGCACGAGUUUCUGCGGAGGCGAGAGGAGGAGGUGAAGCGAGAUCUGAAAGCAGCCGAGCGGAGGGCUCUGGAGCCCAUGGAGAGGAACCUGCAGAGGAUCCAGAGAGAGCUGGGAGACAGGACUGAGCAGGCCAGGAAACUGCAGGAUUCCCAGAGCAUCACACAGUCUGUCACUUACCUCAAGUGGUGGAGCGAGACAGGGUCCCCCAUCAUGGAAGAGCUGAAAGAAAAAGCCCCCUGUGGUCCUGCCACUGAUGAAUGGGAGAUCGUCACUGUCAGCGGAUAUGAAUCCAAACUGAAAACCCUGAGUGUCGUCCCUGGCUCUUUAUCACUUGGUCCCUACGAGACACACUUGCAGUUUUUCAUUUGGAAAGAAAUGUUAAAAGUGAUCCGUAAAGUCCCCCAGCGCUUGACAAUGGAAGACUGCUCUCUGUCUCUCAAAGUGUCCCUCGAUGGUUUGAGCACGAGGCAGAUCGACAGGGAUCAGGACCAACUCCACAAACACCACCAUGCUCCCCCGGCCGUAGUCCAAACAGAAGCACGCUUCGAUCAGGGGCUGCACGCCCAGAGCAGGGAGAAAUUCACCUCCGGGAGCCACUACUGGGAGGUGGAGGUGGGGGGAAAGAGCGACUGGGCAGUGGGGAUCAAGAUGGAGAAAAUUCAGGAAAGGGAGACCAAGUGGUACCAGAAGGUUGUGCAUUUCUUCAGCAGACACAAUUACCUCCUGCUGGUUUUCAGCGGCGAUAAGGAUUUCAGGAUCAACGCAUUUUCAGUAGAUAUUCCCAUCUUGCCCGGGGCUAGGCCCAGGAAGGUGGGAGUGUAUCUAGAUUGUGAGAAGGCUCAGGUCUCUUUCUACAAUGCCGAUGACAUGUCCCAUAUUUACACCCACAGCGAGUGUUUUGCUAAAGGCAUCGCUGCCUAUUUCAACCCUGGUCCCUACCUAGCAGGUAGAAAUGCAGAGCCCUUGACUGUAUGCUGUUACUGAUUCCAUGGUCUCAAAGCAGUGCUAACCAGUGCUUUAAAAUAAAUGUUCUUGCCUCUUUAAAAGCAUGAGAAACGUAAUCUGUACCCUCCCUUUAAGGGAGCGCUAAUCAAGGCUUUAAAAUCUAUUUUCUUAUCUUUUAUUAGCACUAGCACCACAAUCACUGCCCCUCCCUUUAAAGGGAGUACCAACUGCUUGAGAAUCUGUUUUCUUACCUCUCAUUAGGUGUAACAGAUCUCUUCUCAGCAGCUGAUAAGUUAAUAAUAUUGACUGAAUUCAAUGGGCUGAAGUGCCAAUUUAUUACAAUGGAACCAAUAGCAAGGGUACCAGGAAGUCAUUAAUAUGAAUUAAGUAAAUGAAGUAGGGUUUGUAUUUUUGGGCAAUUGCAGAAGAAUUAAGGCAUGAUGAUAAUAAUAGUAAUCGUCCAUUAGUAUUUAGUUAUGCAGAUCAAAUAAUUGUUACUUUGGUAACACUUUAUUUUGAGAGUUAUAAUUAUUUUAUUAAUAUGCAAUUAACCAUUUGCUGAAGUUUACUUACUGUUAAUAAACAGUCAAUAGAUAUGCUAUUCAUGUGUGUAUCUAUCAUUAGAGCUCAUGUUUCAUAUGUACGCUAAGUAUGGGUUUUGAGAGUUGGUAGUUUCCUGCUCCAGUAAAUAAAAAAAGAAAAAAAGAAAAAGGCUGGUGUGUAGAGUAACUGAUAUUAUUCUACCAACUAUCCACACUACCUAAAUAAUAUUCAUUCAGACCACAUGGCUGCCAUACAAAAUCACGUUUUCAAAAUGCGAUGAUUGUGUAAAUAGGGUAUUAGUAGCUGUACUUACCAGGCUUUGUAUGUCUUUUUGUUACUGCAGCAGGAAAUUACCAAGUCUCAAAAAAUAUACUCAACAUCCAUAUGAAAUAUGAGCUCAAAUAUACUCAACAUCCAUAUGAAAUAUGAGCUCAAGUGGCAAACGUCUAAUGAUAGAUACACAUGCAUUCAUGACAUAUAUAUUGACUGUUUAUUAAAAUGGAACUAAACUUUAGCAACAGGUUAAUUGCAUAUGAGUGAAAUAUUUAUUUGUGACACUUGAAAUAAAGAUACUGGUGAGCAGGGUCAGAAAACCAGGAGUUCCUCUUUUAUAAAGCAUUCCAUUUACAUGUUGUUGACAUUCAUACUGGCCGGCAUCCUCUGUGUGCAGGUGGUGUAUCCGCAGAGACGAGUCAGGCGGCACCUCCAGUCUUGCAGCUUUCUCUGGCUGUUUGACAGUAAUCUUGCCAAUGAACUUGAAGGAACAGCAGCACGUUGCAGUGAAAUUUAAAUUGUUUGAAUUGUUAUACUAAUGUACUACAUUUACUAAUGCACCUUGAUAAUUACUGUAUUAGUAAUUUGAGGAAACGGUUAAAAUGUGAUCUCUGUUCAAUAAUGAGAAAGAAACAAAGCUAUGAUUUUGUCUUAUUAUUAAAGUAAUUAUAUAUAUAUAUAUAUAUAUAUAUAUAUAUAUAUAUAUAUAUAUAUAUAUAUAUAUAUAUAUAUGAAUGUUUAAUGUUGUACCUGUUUAAUAUCUUGUUAUAAAUGUUCUGUGUGAUUGUCUAUUAUAGCUUCUGCUUGGAUAAUGUUUGGACAUGCUUACUAGCUAUCCAGACUCAUCAAUGCUGAUCAUGACAUGCGAGGUGGGGAAGCAUAAUAGUUUUGCUCUGUACACUGACGCCCAUAUGACAAGCGCUGUGAAAUGAAGCCUGUGCAGCGCUAAUGUGGUUCCCCGCCUCACUUCCCCAACACCUUGAGGACUCUUUUAAGAAGCAACUUGCUGGAAUUUAGUAAGCAUUAGAUGUGGCUUUGUGGUCCAGUGGUUAAAGAAAGGGGCUUGUAACCAGGAGGUUCCCGGUACAAAUCCCACCUCAGCAACUGACUCAUUGUGUGACCUGAGCAAAUCACUUAACCUCCUUGUGCUCCGUCUUUUGGGUGAGACAUAGUUGUAAGUGACUCUGCAGCUGAUGCAUAGUUCACACACCCUAGUCUCUGUAAGUCGCCUUGGGUAAAGGUGUCUGCUAAAUAAACAAAUAAUAAUGUUAAUGCACUAGACUAGCCUUUAUCCUUUCACUUAAGACCAGGUUUUCAACCUUGGAGGAGAUUGUCUUCUCAAUCCUAAAAAUACAAAUAGAGAGUUGUCCCUAUACCUUACAGUGCAAUACAGUAUGAGCUGUGCAGGGUCCCCAUUUCCUGUCUCUUAUGGUGUGCGACUGUUUUCUCACUAAAAUAAAACCUUUGCAUUGAUGAAACAGCUUCCUCUUGCAGUAAUGUAUGUUCUUGUUUCUAUUCAAGUUUUCAAUUAACAUGUCAGAUGAUUUCCCCCCUAUUACCAGACGCUAAUUUGUAAUUCAAAUAACGUGACCAAUGAAAUAUUAUGUUUGGUUUAAGAAACUACAAAACCAUUGAGUACAUACAGCAGCAGGUUCAAUUAC